This is a messenger RNA of Exaiptasia diaphana, 1913 nucleotides long. RefSeq names its product basic proline-rich protein. Bases 12 to 1655 code for a protein of 547 amino acids. The record is from RefSeq and is a predicted model, not a curated record. Lineage: Eukaryota; Metazoa; Cnidaria; Anthozoa; Actiniaria; Aiptasiidae. The transcript has 4 exons.
UUGAAGUGAACAUGAAUCGACUGAUAUGUUGGAGUCUUGCGCUCCUGUUUUGUGCAAGUCUUCUUGAGUGUGUCCCUGUUCAAUACCGCACUGGUUAUCCAAGAAGUCUGCUAUCAAAGGUUACUGGCGGAGGCAAAUGUGCUGACAAGAAUAGUAGAUACUGUAAAAAAUAUAAAUCCUACUGUGACAAGAGUCCCAAAAAGAUGUCUGCUGAAUGUAAAUCUACAUGUCAAAUGUGUGAAGAAGGUAUGGACUUGAUGGACAAGGACAGUCGUUGCGCGUCGUGGGCCAAGCACAACUUCUGUAACCUGGCAUUGCACCAGGAUUAUACUUUACCCAACUGUGCCUACACUUGUAGACAUGCAAAACGACAAAAAGCUAAAAAGAUUGAAGACGAACCAGCCAACAAACCUGGAGAAAGACCACGGAAAGUGCAGCAGCAGCAGCAGCAGCAGCGACCUGGAGGCUACGGACAGCAGCCUUCAGGAUAUGGUGGAUACGGGGGAUACGGGGGAUAUGGAGCUCAGCAGUACGGAGGAAUGAACCAGCCUGCGUAUGGUGGAAUGCCCAGUUAUGGCGGACAACAAGGMUACCCUGGCCAAGCUGGAAUGAUGCCUGGAUUUGGUGGAGGUAUCUCUCCAUUUGGAGGACCAUGUGGUCAGCAGGGCCAGGAUCCAUGCCGUACCAUCCAAUUCACUCAGAUUAUUCCUCCAAUGCCUCCCCCACAGCAGCCUUGUGGACAGCCACCAUGCCCACCACCUCCACCUCAGCAGCAGCAGCCCUGCCCACCACAAUGUAUGCCACCACCACCACCACCACCAUGCGCUCAACAACCGUGCCCUCCUCCACCACCACCACCUCCACCACCACCACAAAACUGCCCAUCGUCAUGCAUGCCUCCACUACCACCAAUGCCAAUGCCAAUGCCACCACAGCAACCUUGUGGACAGCCCCCGUGUGCACCUCCAAUGCCACCACAGCAACCUUGUGGACAACCCCCUUGUGCACCUCCAAUGCCACCGCCACAACCUCCACCACCACAACAGCAAUGCGGACAGCAGCCCUGUGCACCUAUGGCACCAAUGCCACCACCAAUGCCACCACCAAUGCCACCACCAAUGCCUCAACAGGCUUGCCCACCACAAUGUAUGAAUAUUCCCCCACCUCCCCCUGCACAGCCAUGUGGUCAACCUCCUUGCCCACCACCUCCACCACCUCCCCAACAAUCAAUGUGUCCACCACAAUGUAUGCCACCUCCACCUCAACAGAUGUGUGGGCAGCAAGCCUGCCCUCCACAAAUGGGUGGUGGAAUGAUGCCAUACGGACAACAGCCACAGAUGCCUUACGGACAACCUGAUCCAUAUGGACAGCAAAUGGGAUAUGGUGGUAUGCAGCCUUAUGGACAAGGGGCUUAUGGACAAGGCCCUUAUGGACAAGGGCCUUAUGGACAAGGGCCACAAGGACAACCGCAGCCUCCAGUCGCAAACAAACCAAACGAGAAACCAAAGAAGACAAAUGAAGCCAACAAACCUAGUGAAGCAUCUAAACCUGGGAGAGAUUUCAUCCAUCAAAGCAUGCAACCAAAUUUCUUCGCUCCUUUUAAGAAGUCUUUAGUUGCUCAUCGCCGAAAGCCACAUAUGACACGACGUGUUUAAACUUGAUAUUACAGCAAACAGUGCCAGUCCACUCAAACUUAACGACCGAAGAAGGUUGAUCUAGCCGUUUUUCUUGCAUAUUGUAUAUAUAACAAUGACGCGCACUGUCAACAGCUCCAAGUAUUUGUGAGAACCCUGCAAGCAAUAACGAGAUCAAACGAUUCGAAGUAUUCUGUAUAUUAUGUAUACAAUGAAAGUACACCCAUUUAUUCUUUACAAAUGUAUAUGACAAAUAUUAAACUUUUCUUCUCUCUAUAA